Messenger RNA from Chlamydomonas reinhardtii, 1576 nucleotides. RefSeq lists its product as uncharacterized. The transcript is spliced from 3 exons. The record is from RefSeq and is a predicted model, not a curated record. Lineage: Eukaryota; Viridiplantae; Chlorophyta; Chlorophyceae; Chlamydomonadales; Chlamydomonadaceae. Bases 230 to 1297 code for a protein of 355 amino acids.
CUAUCCUUAAGCCCGAGACAAAAUGCUGGCUGGCCUCCUCGCUUACUGUGGUCGCGACUGUGUGCGCCAACUGCACGCGACCGGAGCGCAACCGUUCCAGCUGCUCGCUGUGCUUCCCUCUCGCCUGCAAGCCUCAUGUGCAUCACAUAACACUUGUGCGACAAGGGGCCUAUCGGGCUCGCGGAAGGGCGAGCAGGAGCGCCCAGCGCGACGCAGCCAGGCCGACCAGAUGCCCAGCCGGGAGACGUGGUUCUGCCUGUACCAGCCCGUUCGCGGCCAGACGGCAUACCUUUAUGAAUUUGACGAGCCCAUCGACGCGGCGAAUUACGUCAGCAAGGUAGGGCCCGAGCUGCGCCGUGUGCUGGGCCGGCCCGCCAAGGACUGCUUCAUCGCAACCAUAGGCGGCGAGUCCUUCACCGGCGCCGACGUGCCGUCGCACCCCUGGUACUGCUACCGCCUGCUGCUGCGCGGCGCGCGGCUGGGCCAGCGCCUGGGGCCCUACGGCGCCGAUGACAUUGUGUCGCCCAACGUGGUGGCGCUGCCGCUGCAGCAGCGCUGGCGCAACAAUGUCCGGGACGCGCGCGACCUCUUGCUCUUCCUGGCCGACCCCACACACGACCGCCUGCAGGCGGCGGUGACGGCGCUGGUGGCGGCGGCGCACGAGGACCGCUGGGCGGGCGGCCCGGCGCUGGUGCACGAGCUGCUUGUGCGGCGCUGGGGCGGCGGCGCGCUGCGGCGGCACGGCUUCACGUCGGCGGCGGUGGCGGCGGCGUACCGGCUGCACGGCGAGCGGCUGAGGCAGAUGGAGCUGGAGGAGGUGGGGGAGGUGGGGGAGGCGCGGGCGGGGCCGGGGGCGGGGGCGGUGGGGGAGGCGGGGCCGGGCCAGGUGGGCGCAGGGCUAGAGGCGGAGGUGGCGGCGCGGCCGCGAGGAGCGGGCGCGGCGGCAGGCGGUGUGCGGGCGGAGGCGGCGGGUGUGGGUGGUGGUGUCGGUGGGGCGGGGCAGCAGCGGCAGCAGAAGCAGAAGCAGAUGGGCGUGGAGCGCCAAGGAACAGGAGACGCGGUGGGUGGACGUGGGCACAGAACAGGUGCGGGCAUGAGCUCCGGCGCGGGCGAGGAUGCGGAUGCGGGUGCGGGUGCGAAUGAGGGUGCGGGUGCGGGUGCGGGUGCGGGUGCGGGUGCGGGUGCGGGUGCGGGUGCGGCGCAUGGAGCGGAGCUCACGGAGUUGGGGAGCAGCAGGGCGCAGGGCGGCGGUGUGGCUCCGGCGCCUAGUGGCGGCCAGCAGGGCGCGCCUGGUUGAACCCGCGGCUGCAGGCGCAUGCACGGGGCGGACGGAGGAGAGGGAUUGCCUGACGUCAGUUGGCGCGCCGUGUGGGGCCACGGCGUAACUGGACAGAGCUCCAGUCUGAUAGGGAAUUUUGCGAAGGAUGUCCUGCUAAGGGAUGAGCGAGGCAAGGGGCGCCGUGAGGGGAGCAGCGAGCGAGGCAAGACGAGCAAGGUGACCGCACGCACUCCACGCCACUGGCUCUUGGUUCUUGCACUGCGUCCGACCCGGAUCCUCUUGUAACGAGCACGACCU